CCCUUUAAAAGGAAAUGUUUCUGUAGGCCGUGAAAUCAGAGGCGUCUGUUGGAGCUCAGUUGGGAGGCUGUCUUGAAUGUCCUGUUCUGUGCAAAACGAUACAUGUUUCUGGAAGGCUUGGGGAUGCCUCUGCUGCUGAGAGGUUUUCGGUUUUUUUGUAAGAAGGAGGCGUCAUCCCAGAAGAACAUGAAACUGGCCAGCGAGAAACUCAGGAAGGAGCUCGAGGAGGAGCUGAAGCUUGGUACGGAGCAGCUCCGCAGCCACGCCUGGUACCAUGGCUGUCUGCCAAGGCAGGAAGCAGAAUCUUUGCUGCGGGAGGAAGGAGAGUUUCUGAUCCGUGACUCGCGGUCCAGCCCAGGGGACUAUGUCCUGACAUGCUACUGGGGGGGACAGGCUCUGCACUUUAAGAUCAUUCGGGUGGUACUCCGCCCCCGGAAGGGCUAUUCUCGCACCCUCUUCCAGUUUGAACAGGAGCAGUUUGACAAUGUGCCCGCCUUGGUGCGCUUCUAUGUGGGCAACCGGAAGGCCAUCUCGGACGAAUCGGGAGCUGUGGUGUCCCAGCCGGUCAACAGAAGUGUGCCGCUCCGCUGGCUGAAGGACCGCUUCAGUGACACUGGACAAACCCCUGGAGCAGCCAAGGAGCAGGUGGCACCUGUUCGUCGGUUCAGCUUCCGUGCAGCCACAGCUGGAGAGGACAUGGGAGAGGGGAACCUUCUCCGAACAAAAGAUCGAAGUGGAAGUGAUCCCAGUAGCCUUGACCAGGUGGGCCAGAGACCGUCCUUGCAUGGAGCCCAAUCGGACAGCAGUUUACUGACAGGUAGCCCAGAAACCUCACCUGGAACCCAAGACCAGCGUCACCUCCCUCCCUUGUCUCCCGCCUUCCGCACAGGCAGCGACCCUGUCCUACGCCCAAAUGCCCCUCUGCUUCACCUGCUGGGAGGUCUGGGAUUGAGUGGCUCUGAGGGCCGGCUCCAUUCCAAAGCUCCCCCCAAGCCUCUGAGGGUCCCAUCCAUGCUGGUGAGCGACUACUGCGAACUUGUUCCCAAGGCUCCUGAAGGCCCACGAAGCCACGUGGAGCGCCUGCAGACGGAGGAGCGGUGGCGCGGCCGGGCCCACAUCACAGAGACUGCCUUUGGGUUCCUGGACUCUGAGGGGUCAGCUUCUCCUUUGCCCCACUUGGGGGAGGCUGAGGAGGAGCCAGGAUUUGAGCGGCCUGUGUUGGAGAUGGCCUCGUCUUUCCAGCCUUGCAACUUCCACUCGCUGCUCUUGGCCCCUGGCAACAAGCCCCUGGAACCCAGCACACUCAAGCGUCUCAAGGACAUCUUUGCACAGCACAGCUGCCAGGCAACAGCCCUUCACAUCCUGCAGAUGGACUGCCAGGCUGCCAGAAUCAUUGGAGUAUCCAAGGAGCAGCAGCGGGCAAUGGGGGUGAACUCAGGCCUGGAACUUAUAACUCUACCUCAGGGUCACCAGCUGCGGAAAGACUUGCUGGAAAGGCACCACCUCCUGGCUCUGGGCAUUGCGGUGGACAUCCUGGGCUGUACGGGGGCAGUGGCUGAGCGGGCAGCCACCCUGCACAAGAUCAUCCAGCUGGCUGUGGAGCUUUGGAGCUCAGCAGGAGACCUCUUUGCCUUGUCUGCUGUGAUGAAAGCCCUGCAGCUGCCGCAGAUCAUGCGAUUGGAACAAACAUGGCGGCAUCUGCGCCAGAGCUACACACAGAGUGCCAUCACAUUUGAGAAGGAGCUCAAGCCUCUCAUGGGCCACCUGAACCAGGCUGGAGGGAAUUCACUCCCCUUCCCGAAGAAGGUCGCAGUUCCCCACAUCCUGCCACUCCUCUGCCUCAUGGAAGGAGAAGAGCCGUGGGGUGACCACGAGGAGGCAUGCGAGGUCCUUCUACGGACGCUGGAAGCGGCUCGCUUCAUGGCCACCAACGCUGGUGCCUAUCGAGUCAGCGCUGAGGCUAGGCUCCAAGGGUUCGAAGCUACUCCAGAGCUCUUGGAGGCAUUCCAGACGGAGUUCUCGCUUCGGUUGUUCUGGGGCAGCAAAGGAGCCAGCGCUGACCGGGCCGAGAGGCACAAGAAAUUUGAACGGAUCCUGACUGUUCUUUCCCAGAAACUAGAAUGAACGAGGCAUCAGACAAGAGUUAUGGCAGUCAGGGUGCAAGCCGAGAGUGGCAAAGAAGAAUUGCGAGGAGCGAAGCGGGGAGACCCCUCCACUGCUAGCACAAAACACUCCCUGUGCUGAAACCUGGGGCCUUUCUAGAAGCAAAGGGCCCUGUUUGCAAGGAGCUGGAAAUCCAGCAGUGGUACAGAGAUUCCUCAGAGAAGAUAAAUGGUCUUCCUUCUAUAGAACAGGGCUGUUCCUCCCCACCGUCCUAAAUCUAGUGCCUUCUUUGCUUUGUCAGUGGAGGCAUCCUCUGGCAGGAAAUUAGUAUGUAAUAAGGAAGAAUUGGAAGGUCUUUUGUCAACAUGUGGUGUUGAAAAUAGUCUGCUCUACAGCAGCGGUCUAACACCUUUCAAGAUUGUUAGUUUCAGUACAAUGCUUAUGUUAUCUACAUCGGCGACUGUGCUUGUUGAUACGAUUGUAGAGGCUGACUAAUCUGGAACAAGCAUUUUAUAUUCUGCAUGUGAUGACAAAGGUGUCCUCUGAGUGUGUGGCACUCAGGCUGUUGAAUUCUGCAGUCAAUAUGAUGUUGUUUUUCAAAAGGCAAAUUUCUAGCUCAUGUGCCUGCAAAGAAACUUCGCAGGAAGAUCAUGUCAGUGCUGCUUUUGAAAUCUCAGCACCUUGGAGAGUGGGGGGAGAGAACAGAGUGCACUUUAGUGCAGGAGCUGGACAGACUUUAGGCUUGUGGGAUUUACUGUGUUUUCCACUAAAAAGGCCUGAGGUCCACUAACUGCAGCCAUGUGCAAAAUUGUAGCUCAGAAUUGCCACAAAAUUGAGAAACAAGAUGCCACUGAAUACAUGCGCAAUCCAGGAGCUUGUUUUAGUACCAGAACUAGAGCUCACAUACAAAUUUACUGCAUUGUUCCCCAAGCUCUCCUGAGAUCAGAGUGGGGUGGGGAGAGAAAGCUUUUUGUUGUUGCUGUAGUUAAAUCAUAGGGAGUCAGAAACCCUUUGCUAAUCUACUGCAAAUCACUAUUUACCUGCCCCUGCCUUAGCGAUUUUCUGUUCCUACCCUAUCAAACAAAUAUGCAAAGCUAUACAGGACCUCGAGGAUGCUACAUGAAGGAGAAAGCUACGUGGAAUUGAGUUGAAGCGGAAUAGAAGCAACUCUAACAGCGUAGCAUGAAGUUAGCUGAUGCAGGUAGAGGUUGAGUUUAGCUAUUGAACCCUGCUGUAUGUCCUUCUCUCCGGCAGGGGCAGCAGUAAGGAUCCUCUUUGGAAUUUUUUGUGUUAGAAACGUUUGCACAGCCAAUCCAAAUGAGACUGAAGCCUGUUUGGAACCAACACUUCCAAAAGAUCUUUGUAGAAGCGUUUAGCUCCCUUACCCUACUUUAGCUACAUGCUACUCGUAAGGUGUGUGUUUUUUCCAUUCAUAAGGGAGCUACAUCUAAGGCUGGAGAAAGCCUGGACAAGAGUAAUCUGUUCCAAUGCCGACACACUUCCAGGAUAAUAGGUGUUUUGGGAGGAGGAAAGAAAGAGUUCAAAAGUUAACCUACAAAUGAUUAAAAGCCAUUGCAGUAACAGAUUCAAAUCACUUCUUUCUCCUCCCACACCUCCAGCUUUGUGCCAGAACAGAAAAUCAAGGCUUGUUCUACUAGAUGGAUUUUUAGACUAACAUGAAAAGGCAUUGUGAAUCUGUUCUGUGUUUUCUUCCUUAAUGGAGAUUUUUGUAGAAAGAAAAAAGAUGGAAGAAGCAGAGGGAAUCAUAGAAUAGUAGAGUUGGAAAGGGCCUACAAGGCCAUCGAGUCCAACCCCCUGCUCAAUGCAGGAAUCCACCUUCAACGUUAUUGAAGAUAAUGUAUGUAUUUCUCAUAAAAUCCCACGACUGAGGCAGUCCAUCCAACUGCACAAGAAAAAACCUCAUCUGGAAGCAUCCUACAACUUCUUCAUUUUGCUUAGGAGCAGCUUAUGUUAAGAGGGUUGUGGGGUGGGCGAAUGAGUGGCAGCGGUGGGAUGUGGUGAAGUGAGCAGACCGUGAAGGCAGGCUAUCAAAUGAUGACAUACAUGCUGCAGUCUAGCAUUUUUAUAAACUUCUUUAAAAACCCACACUUGGAGGCCAGAGAAACAAGAAGCCAACUGCACAGGCACCCACAAGUUAAUUUUUUGUCUACUAUUUACAUAAAGUGUAAAAAGGCACCCAGAAAUACAUUCUACAUCGAGAGGGAGCUUGUGUGUGUGUGUGUGUGUUUAUGGCUCAGGCCCUUCACCCCUGCCUACCAAAGCAUGGAGGAGUAAGAGCCAGGGAUGUGUUUUACAGAUUAUGUGAACAACAAGCUAAAUGGAGUGGUAAAAUAAAUUGGUCACUGUAUAAAAAGACUAAUACAUUAGAGCAGUGGUUCCCAAAGUGGGCGAUAUUGCCCCCUUGGGGGCGGUGGGAUUGCAUAGGGGGGCGUUAAGAGACAAAGGGGCGGCAGGGGGGCGCUCAAGGUGGUCUCUCGAGAAGGUCCUAAAACCCAGGGACUGAGCAGGAAAGAGCGGCAAAUUCAGCUGCUCUCCCCACUCCGCUCCUGCUCAGGAAGGACUUUCUCACUCACGCAGCCGCUCUCUCCUGCUAUCUCAAGCCCACAGCGGCCCCACCAGAAGUAGGGGGUGGGGGAAGCGCCCACAGGAGGCAGCAGAGCAGGAAAGAGCGGCGAAUUCAGCUGCUCUGCCCACUCUUCCCCUGCCUAGGAGGGCCCAGGGCUUCUUUCCUGCUGGAGCCACCGCCGCCUGCUUGCUCGCUCCCCCGGCCAGAGCUGCUCCCUCCUACAAGCUGCCCCGGCAGACCUCUUGCGAUAGUUGCUGCACAAGGCGGUAGUAGCAGCCAUGUGGCGGAGAGGAAGGAGCAUGUGGAGGACGGCGGGCGGCAGAGCAGCUGCCAAGAACAGCAGUCAGCCGGCAGGCUGGGUGGGGAGCAGGACUGCUUGUGCUGCUGCAAGGUAUCACCAGGCUCCCUUCCCACCCCCCAUCAGGAGUUGCAGAUUGGGGCCAUCUCCCCUCUGAGCUGCUGCCCUCCUGUCCUAAUCAGCCCGGCAGCUAUUGUGAGGCUUGGGGGGAGGGGGGGUUGGAGAGAGAGAGAUGCUGUGUGUCUUCCCACCCCCCAACAAAUCUGGACUACAACAGGAUUGGGAGAGAAAAGAAAAGGGGGAGGGAGAGAGAAUUGCAAUUCCCCAGGUCCUUCCUGGCUAAAGAAGAUUCAGCAGCACCUUUUUCCAGAACGCUUGCCGAAACCAUUCCUAUCUGCCCUUGCUUAUUUCAGGGUGUCCAACCCCCUUUUUUCAAGUGUUCUUUUGGUAAACAUGGUAUGUGUGUCUCUUGUGUCACCAUAAAAAACAGCUGCAGCACAUCCUAAGUAUGUCUACUCAGAAGUA
Molecule: messenger RNA, 5513 nt
Organism: Elgaria multicarinata webbii
Lineage: Eukaryota; Metazoa; Chordata; Lepidosauria; Squamata; Anguidae
Gene: SH2D3A
Product: SH2 domain containing 3A
Exons: 10
Coding region: 103-2124 (673 amino acids)
Biological process (GO): small GTPase-mediated signal transduction; positive regulation of peptidyl-serine phosphorylation
Molecular function (GO): guanyl-nucleotide exchange factor activity; phosphotyrosine residue binding
Source: RefSeq, a predicted model, not a curated record